This is a messenger RNA of Xiphophorus hellerii (green swordtail), 9977 nucleotides long. RefSeq names its product phosphodiesterase 5A, cGMP-specific, b (gene pde5ab). The transcript has 22 exons. Bases 445 to 3060 code for a protein of 871 amino acids. Lineage: Eukaryota; Metazoa; Chordata; Actinopteri; Cyprinodontiformes; Poeciliidae. Gene Ontology annotation, molecular function: protein binding; 3',5'-cyclic-nucleotide phosphodiesterase activity. The record is from RefSeq and is a predicted model, not a curated record. Gene Ontology annotation, biological process: signal transduction.
AACUUCUUGAAAAUCAUGUCAUUUUGAUAGAAUUGUAUAUCCUUGAAACGAAAAAGAUUUUUGUCGCAGUUAAAUUCGGCAGAAAGUUCUGCAUAACAAGUCUGCAGAACGGCAUGUAUUUUCAGCCCUCACAACUUGCGUGUGUUUGAAAGUAUAGCUGAUUUAUAGGCUCUGUUGCUGUAGGGGCUGUUGUUUGUACAGUCUCUGCCCUCUGCCUCUCCCCCUCCUGCUCCACUCAGCCCUCCCAGACUCGAUUCAGCAACUAGGAAGCGUCGCGCGCAGUCUCAGCUACUGGCCGAGCGUGCCUUCGGCCAGCGAGCGGAUUUGCGCUCGCGCCCCUAGUACUUUAUCGCCCUGCGCGCUUUCAACCAGCCGCUCCGCGCGCAGAUGUAAGACAUCGGAGCUUUUCAGCGGGAGAAGACUUGCUAUAGUUGUUUGAGCUCCAUGGAGGACCGCUGCUCCCCGGAUAAUGAGAGGAUGGAAGCGUGGCUGGACGACCACUUGGAGUUCACCCACUCGUACUUUGUCAAGAAGGCAUCAAGGGAGAUGGUGAAUGCCUGGUUUGCUGAGCGUGCUCAUACCAUCCAGCCAUCUGUCCCUAAAGAAAACUGUUCCCAGCAGCGAACCCACCAGUCCUCCUCAGAUCUUUGCCCCUCUUCUAACUCCACCACCCUCCUGGACAACUGCUGCCCAUCCCCUGCCACUGUACCUAGCCCAGCUCCUGGUACCCCAACUCGCAAAAUCUCAGCUUCAGAGUUUGACCGCCCACUAAGACCCAUUGUGGUCAAAGACUCUGAGGGUUCCCUCACAUUUCUGAGUGACUCAGAACGGAAACCCGUCCCUCUCUGUGGUUCGGUGAUGGGAGAGGGUGGUGGUGAUGAUGGGAGUGGCAGGGAGGUUGACCGCUGCACCAGGCUGCUGGAGCUAGUAAAGGAAGUAUCAAGUUAUCUGGAUGUGACAGCGCUCUGCCAUAAGAUCUUCCUACACAUCAAUGAGCUGAUCACUGCAGACCGAUACUCACUCUUUCUGGUGGGUGAAGACAGCUCCAACAGGAAGUUUUUGGUCAGCCGGCUGUUUGAUGUUGCUGAAGGAUCCACAUUGGAAGAAUCAUCCACCAGCUGCAUCCGACUAGAGUGGAACAAGGGGAUAGUGGGGCAUGUAGCUUCCACAGGGCAGCUGCUCAAUAUCAAGAAUGCAUAUGAGGACCCAAGAUUCAACGCAGAAGUUGACCUGAUCACAGGCUACAAAACCCAAAGUAUCCUUUGUAUACCCAUCAAGAACCACAGAGGAGAGGUUGUUGGAGUGGUUCAGGCUAUUAACAAGAAAUGUGGAGAGAAUGGUGCCUUCACUGAACAGGAUGAGAAGGAUUUUUCAGCCUAUCUAGCCUUUUCAGGCAUAGUUCUGCACAAUGCACAGCUGUAUGAGACCUCGCAGUUGGAAAACAGACGCAAUCAGGUGCUGUUGGAUCUGGCAAGACUGAUCUUUGAGGAGCAGCAGUGUUUGGAGGUUGUGCUGCGGAAGAUUGCCGGAACCAUCCUGUCCUUCAUGCAGGCUCAGGCCUGCACUGUUUUCAUUGCUGAUGACGACUCAAUGAAUUCCUUCUCCAGUGUGUUUCACAUGGAACAUGAGGAGCUGAGGGAAGUCCUAGAUACUCCCAAAAGAGACUGUGAUGUCAGUCAGAUAAACUACAUGUACGCUCAGUAUGUUAGAAACACCAUGCAACCUCUCAACAUCAUCGAUGUCACCAAGGACCAGCGCUUCCCUUGGACAUGUGAAAGCCCUGAUCACUCCAGCAGUCGGAUAAAAAGUUUGCUCUGCACUCCAAUCAGAAAUGGCAAGAAAGACAAAGUCAUAGGAGUGUGCCAGUUGGUGAACAAAACGGACGAAGCAUCAAGCACCGUCAAGACCUUCAACAGAAACGAUGAGCAGUUCCUGGAAGCGUUUGCCAUCUUCUGUGGCCUUGGCAUUCAGAACACACAGAUGUAUGAGACUGUGGAGAGAGCCAUGGCCAAACAGGAGGUCACUCUGGAGGUUUUAUCAUAUCAUGCCUCUGCCACUGAGGAGGAAACCCGGGAACUUCAGGUGACCACAGUUCCUUCAGCACAGUCGCUGCAUCUGCUGGACUUCAGUUUCAGUGAUUUCGACUUGUCAGACUCUGAAACCACCCUGGCUACCAUCCGCAUGUUUAUUGACCUCAAACUGAUCCAGAACUUCCAGAUGAAGUACACGACCUUGUGCCAGUGGGUUCUGAGUGUCAGGAAGAACUACAGGAGGAGCGUGGCCUAUCACAACUGGAGACAUGCACUGAACACAGCGCAGUGCAUGUUUGCUCUGCUCAAGUCAGGACGCUUACAGAAUAACCUGAAUGAUGUGGAGAUCUUGGCCCUGAUGAUUGCAACUCUCUGCCAUGACUUGGACCACAGGGGAGUCAACAAUUCCUACAUACAGAGGAGUGAUCACCCACUGGCCCAGCUGUACUGUCACUCUACCAUGGAGCAUCACCACUUUGACCAGUGCCUCAUGAUCCUCAAUAGUCCUGGAAACCAGAUCCUCAGUGGUCUCUCUUUGGCAGAGUACAAGACCACUCUGAAGAUGAUUGAGCAGGCAAUACUGGCCACGGACCUCGCCCUGUAUAUGAAAAGGCGAGAAGAGUUCUUUGAGCUGACCAAAAACAACCAGUUUGUUUGGGAGAAUGACCAUCACAGGGACCUCCUCAGGUCAAUGCUGAUGACUGCAUGUGACAUCUCUGCCAUCACUAAACCCUGGCCAGUUCAAAAAAGGAUCGCAGAACUUGUGGCCACUGAAUUCUUUGAACAGGGGGACAAAGAGCGUCGGGAACUGAACAUUGAGCCUAUUGAUCUUAUGAAUCGUGAGAAAAGAGAUAAGAUACCCAGCAUGCAGGUUUCCUUCAUUGAUGCCAUUUGUGUUCAGCUAUAUGAGACCUUGGCUGGCUUAUCAGAGCACUGCUGCCCUCUGCUGGAAGGGUGUCAGAAAAACCGGCAGCAUUGGAAGCAUCUGGCUGAGGAUUGUGAGAAAGGCCUGGUCAAUGGCCUGGUGUGAUCCAACUACAGUUUGGCUUCUGGAAAAACUGCAAAUUCCAGGACUUCUUCCUGUGUCUCCCAGACUCACUAAGCAUUCAUAAGAUUAGUAUGGUACUACAGACAUGUUUUGUGGACUAUGGGACUUUAACCAUUUCUGAAAAGGGAAAGCCACCAUAAGGUCUCAAAUCUUAUGUGGUUCUCACCAAGCAGUUCUUCCCACAUUUGUCACUGAAAUCAUGCUAUCCUCUCAAAGCUAAAUGUUCUGGUGUGUUCCAUUUAUCUUGGAAGUCGGAUCUAAGAUAUGAGAACAUAGGCGUAACUUCCUGAAGGCCUGGUGUGGACAUGUCCCCACCAACUCUGGCCUGAGGGGGACAGUCCCCCCCAAUAUUUCCUACACAUUUUUACUUUAUGUGCCUGCAUAUAUUUGUGGUAACAAAUAUAUGCCAGUAACUUGGCAGCAGCUGCGAUCUGUGUAUAAAAUAUUAACAGCCAGUAGACGACUGCUUUUUAAAAUUUCAUUGUAAAACAUAAAUGGCAAGUCCGGUCAGUGAACAUCACAAGACCUGCAGUGCGCCACAUGCGCUAUUGGUUUGCAUUGAGCCUGCAAUAUCGGUGGUCGGGGAAAUGACACAAUCAAGCAAAGAAUCUGAAAAAAGGACACAGUGUUUUGCUAUUAAUUGAAAACUCUAUGACAGCAAGAUAACAAGGUCCAAGAGAAUCACAUUUCACAUGUCAGUAAAAAGUUUGAAUUAAAGUGAAAAGUAGGUUAACUAUGCGUAACAUACCCAAGCUGCAUAGUUCAGUGUGUUUCGGUUCAAUUAGUACAAAAAUAAAUCGACCCACACAUCUACUUUGUGGCAGAUUAUCAGUAGAGCAGGUGUUUAAAUUAGCUAAUCAACCACCACAAGUGUUCAGGCAAUUACUUUUUAAUGAUCGCAAAAUAAACAGCAAGCCUGAAAAUUCAAAAAACAGAAAUCUGUAGCGGGCUGAAUGUUCUGUUUUGGUAUUUCUUUGUGUGGGAAUUUUUUUGUGUGUUUUUUCUUGUUAAUUCCUAAUACACUUGAACUUAAUCUUUGCUCCUUCAACUCCUGGAGCUGUUGUUUGAAAGUUGCCUUGGCAACGGGUCUGUGUGUGACGUUAAGCUGACAGAAUGGAAAAGAAAAAGAAUACAAUUGGUUUCAAGUUGUUCUCCUGGGUUUCUACGUCUCUGGACUAAUUGCAUCAUUUGUUUGUAGAACGUGGCCAUAUUCAAAGCAAUCAUAAAAUAGGAUAAAAUAUUAUAUAAAGCACAGGAGUCAAAAUUUGUUACAUUUUAAACCAUGGCUCCUACAGCAGCAAUUAGGUCAAAUUAAAUUAUUGGCCAUUAUAAAAGAGAAAUUUAUUUAAUCCUCUAUUGCAUCUUGACAGAACUGACAGAAACAAAGUUGUUUAUAUAUCUACAUCCAGAGAGAAUACAUAAUUUACAUGUCCAAACAUCGGCACUUUUUUUGCAUCUUUAAUUUAAGCCACAUUUUAAGAAAAUUGGUUCAGCAAUAUGGGGGCUAUGACCAUUUUUGUAACAAAUUCCUGCAGUUGCGGUGAGGUGCAAUGCUGGUGAGGCACUGACUUAAUCAUAAUCAGAUAUACAAAUGUAGACCACCUGCAUGUUUACAUAAGGAAAUUUCAUGCAUGCGGACAACAAAACUUGGAAAUUUAAGUAUUAAUUUUGUGUUGUGCUCCACAGCAAAGGGGGAAAUUGUGAAGUACAACUCAAAACCACGUUUUUCUCGCUUUCUGCAUUGGCCAGGCCACACACACACACAGAUUUGUUGCCAUAGCAACUGGCAACAAUGCCCCUAAAAAAAAACACUCAAACAUUUCCCACACAAAGAGCAGAACAUUCAGUCUGUUGCAGUAGUAUGGUUUUAGGCUUAAUGUUAAUUUUGCGAGUAUUAAUAAGUGAUUGCUGUGGUAACAGAAGAUGACUAUAAAUAUAUUGCUGCACUUUACUGUAUGGCUAGUUCGCUGUUACCAUCUCUUACUCUGUGGAGUCACAAUGUGUGGGAUCAUGAGCGCCCCCUGCCAUGAGGCCAGAGAACUGCCUGCCUCACCUCGAAUCUGUUCUCUGCCGUUUCUGAUCGCUCCUCAGCUUAUAUACAUAAGCUAAAUUAUGGAAAAUCAGUUCAUACAUUAAAUGUUUUUUAGCCAUUUUAUUGGCGACGUUUAGCCAAGAGGAUCAUGGUCCCAUAGAAUGGCAGCCAGUGCAGUUAGCGAGAGGUUGAUCAAUCUCAGGUGAGGCUCUGCUCACUGCUGAAUCACCGGCUUCGCUUCUGAGCAUUUGAAUGGGAAAUUGAAAAAUUCAGCGAUUUUGAAGAAAAAAUAAUCAGAAUUGGUUAAGAUAAAUAAAAAAUAAAGACUUUACAGUACAUACCACGGGGUAAAAAUAGCGAUAUAUAUUAUUUUAUCAUAUUUUUCCAUUAUGGCAGGUGAGUCUCUGCCUCACUUGCCUCCUCUGACCACACGUCACUGGAUUCCUGCUCAUCCUGCAUUGGAACAGUAAGUGGUUUUGUGGACAUGACUAAUGGCGUCUGCCGUUAACAGAUCACUGGCUUUAGGGGCUAAUAGUUGAUGUUCAAUCCAGUAAUAUAUAGAAAAUAUAAUAUAAUUUCUCAUUGGGAUUAACAAAGUAUUUUUGAAUUUAAAUUUGAAUUGACUAUAUCAAUGGUCCCUCUAUAACCCAACUGCCCCAACCAGGCCCAAAAAAGUCCCACUGAAAAUGAUGAGCAGAGAAACAGAUGUGUCUUGCAGUGGCGGUUUCUGAUAUGGGCAACUGCCCAGGGUGGCAUUUUGUGGGUGGAGGGGCACAUGAGUUGAAUUUUGUAAUUGUUUUCAACUAUAGACAAGUACUGAGCAAAUAUACAGACUGCUGAGCUGCAGCAGUGCAGACAAGAGGUUGGUUGUACUCUGGACAGGUUGCCAAUCAGAUCACAGGGCAACAUGGAGACACAGGGCAGUCAAAUAUGCACACACAUCAAGGGUGGGCAAACUUUUUUGGCUCAGGGGCCACAUCGACUUUUAAAAUUUGACUGCCGGGCCGGGCUAGCACCAAAUGCAUACAUAUCAAACAUAAGCAUUAAAAAAAGCACUACAGUUUUAAUACUUACAUUCACUUUUAGUGGGAACAGUUUUGUUGAUCUUCCUUAUUUGCCAGUGCAUCAAAGUCAGGUGUUAGUUUUGUUGUGGCAAUUCUCAGAACAGAUCUGAGGUUUUCAUCACUCAGCUGAACUCUUUAAGGUGUUUUGUUCAUCACACUAAAAGUCUGUUCGAAACACGUAAGUAGAGCCCAACACCACCAGCAUCCUCUGUGCCAUCUUCUGGAUAUUUGGAAAUUUGGCUGCACUUUAUGAAGCAUAAAACCCAUCCAGUUUAAGAGAGUUGAACUUCUCCUUUAAGACAGAGUCACUCUGGAGAUUAAUCAAUUCCAACUGCAAUUCCUGAGGUGCUGUUUCAGGGUCUUUGUGUGAAGGGAGAUGAAACUAGCUGCCAUUCUCAGCGCGGUAGACAAUUGUCCUUCCAUUGACUGGUUGUUAGCAUAAUUAGCAUGCUUGGAGGAAAAGUGGCCAAGAAACAGCAACUGUUUCUUGGCAGAUAAGGCAUACAGCUUUUGACCGGACUUCAGUGAAAAAAUAUUUAGUUAUCCAUUCCUUAUUGAACACUUGACACUCAGUCAACUUUUCUUCCCUUUGGCCCACUCAUUGUUGCAGAAUUCACAGCAGCAGCAGCAGAGUAAUAACAGAGAGAAGUCCGAGGUCCACAAAAUCAAGUCAUGUACCACUUCGCCUAAAGCGUCCCCUGGUGGAGCGCCAGGAAUUACAGGAUUAGACCAAAUGAAUGAGUCAUGAUUAUAUGAUUUGAUUUGAUUUGGGCAAUUCCGUACCAAUCUUCAGCGGGACAGAUUAAAAAGACCAUGUGGCACAGGGGCCGUAGUUUGCCCACCCCUGACACACAUUUUUCAAGAUAAUACUAUACUCAAUUUCAACUUCAAAGAUCAAAUGGAACACACAGUUACAAUAUACGCACACUAAUGGAUGAACUGGGAUAAUGUUGAUCUGUCUGGGUACAAAGCAAUAAUGAACAUGUAUACUGAUUUAAUGGUAGUAUGGUGUAAUUUCCCUUUUAAAACUAAAGACGAAUAACUGAGAAUGGAAAUGCUUAUAUUCUUACUUGAAUUAAGCCAAUAGCCAAAAUUCCACUGAUUCAUCAGGGUUUAAUUUUCUGUCAUCUGUGAGGGUUAAUACACUUACACAGCAGGUGAGUCUCAGAAUUAACAUUGUCCCAUUGCCUGAUUAUUACACCAGCAGCUCACAUAAUCCAAAUUUAAACUCCAACAACAAACUGGAGACAAUGAUGUAUGCAUCAACAACUGUGAAAUCAGUGUUGGCAACACUUACAUUGUCUUUCUCUGUCAUUCUCAGGAAACAUUACCAAGUGCAGAAAGGAGCCUCUUAGGCUGCGUUCACACUGCAAGCUGAAGUGAUCCAAUUCCGAUUUUUUUGAUGUAAUGCGACCUGUGUCUAAUCUUUUUAUGACAGACUGAACAGCACAGGUCGGACUCCUUUCGAAUGCGACCCCUAUCUGAUACCUAUGCAAUUCAAAUGUGGCCUAACGUCCAGGUGCAUUCAUCCGAACUGAACGUCACUGAUACUCAACAGAUCUCCCUAUUCUGCAUCCUGAUAUGCGCAAGCGGGAAGAAAAACAACAACCAUGACAGACUAUAAUGAGGGUUAAGUUGUUUAUAUGCUGCUCCGGUUGGACAACAACUUCAAAUUUACUAUUGCGUCCUCUACUGCGCAUGUGGGACACUUUCAGGUCAUUGCCCGUUCACGCUGCAGAAUAUAUACAGGCCGCAUAUGUGUGGCAGUGUGAAGGGCCCUGGCAUAAAAAUUCGAUUUGACAAAAAAUCUGAAUUGGGCCACUUCAGCCUGCAGUGUGAACACAGCCUUAGUCUCCUUUCUGCGCUAAGUGACUUUCACCGUUAAGUCUCACCUGCACAAUUAUGGUCAUUAUAGUGGUUGGACACAGCAACAUCCCAGUGGGAUAAACUUACUGUAUACUUUCAACCAUGUCACAGAUAAACUUGUUAGAUAUCUCUGUUCAUACCACACACAACACAAAGGUUUGAGUCAUUUAUACUGUUUCACUCACUGUCAUUACUGUUGCAUAUUUAUUUUGUUUUAUAUAUUUAUUAAAGUUUCUACAUUGCAAGAUGAAGCGUUUCUUAGGAGCACUCAGUUGUCAUAGGAAUUGCAGUUUUGCUAAUAAACUUGCUUUACUUACUGGACCUUUGUAAGAAAGAACUGACGAAUGAGAUUUACUCAGUGUCUUAUAUCCAUAUGACAGUUACAUUUAUUUCCCUCAACAUUUCAGCCAUAAAAAGGAAAUUUAAAUGCUCUAGAAGUUUCCACUGCUGGGUUUUGGUACAAUAGGACUAAUCCACAAGUAAACCGUUUCUCUACAGCUUCAACACAUUUUUGUUGACCAACCAAUCACAAACUGCAUUUACAGGAUUAUUUUUUCCCUGCAGAAGUGACCGCCAUCAGCCAGGGAUGUGGGUAAUAUCUAGCUAACAAUGUGAAAGGGUAUAUUUAUAGUGGACCCCUGUCCAUUUGCGCAUAUUUGUGAAUUUACUUAUUGAUUAUUCACAAAUGUUUUCUAACAGGCUAUCUGAAAUAAUAGAAAAUGCAGCUUGGGAAACUGAAAUACCUAGCCACAAUGCUACUUCUCACAUUAUCCAAAACAGCCAAUCCAAAAGUACCAUUUAUUUUCCUUGGUUGCUGACUGGCUAUACUCCUAUGCUCACAGCAUAGACAUUAGCUACUGCAGUAGUGCUAAGAAGGUUUCCGAUGUGUGUAGUAAUGCAUAUUAAGGUAUGUUUGGUGUUUGAACUUUUGAAAUAGGCUGUUAUUUGUGUGUUUAUAGGGCAUCUCAAAUAUUUGUGGAUUUUAGCUAUUCGUCCCCAAACUCCAUGCAUAGAGGGGUUAACUGUAAAUUACUUCUACUGUUUUUUCCUCAGAUUAGGUCACAGAUUUGCUUACGUACCACUGUCAAAGCACCUUCUAAUCAGCCAGUGUAGUUUUAUUUUACUGUAACAAAGGCUUCCAAUAGCAGUAAGACGUUCCAAGUCCCAAACCAAAGGCUUCCCAAACAUUCCCUUAGCUUCCAGAAGUUACCAGACCUGGUGUACUGACUAAACACCAGGUCAAUUAACUCAAGAUGGUUUUAUAUGACCAGCUCUUGGGAUUUCAACAUCUUGAUGUGGAGGGAACUGGUAACUCAAAAUGGGGCAGCAAAGGGCCACUGUGGUGGCAUCACAAAGGUUACUGUAGUGCCUCAAAAUUGAGUCCCAUAAGGGUAAAAGUUGAAUUGCAUGAAGGCUGUUACAGUUUAGGACGACACAAAUAUGUGUUUCUGAUUUUUUUUUUCCCAGUUUUGAAGGAUUUCUGUGACAACUUCCAAUGUGACACCAACAAACAAAGGUGUUGAUAAAAGUGACUAAUGUGUUUUACUCAGUCUCACAGGUCCUGACUCUAUAACUUAUUGUUGCACUCAGGGUACCACUUGGUUCCCAUACCAAUCACUUUUUCUGGCCGCUUUGCUGGUUUUGUCAAGUAUAAAAUAGCUCAAGUGAAGCUGGUCAGCCAUUCAAAUAGGAAACUUUAGAUCUUGAUAAACACACAACAGGUGUUCCUUAAAUGCAGCUUCAAUACUGAAACACUUGUAGAUGCACAAUCAGAAAGCUCUUUGCAACUGUGGUCGUUUUGUGUAUUUCUAAACCAUUGAAAUGUAAUAAACUGAUAUGAUACAAUAUGAACAUGUUUCACAUCUACAUCUGUCAACACCACUGAAAACUGUGAGCCAAGUAAGCAGUACGGCUGAAUAAAUAGUGCUUAUUUUUCA